AUGCCCAUGUCAUCUGAGUCAUCUGCACGCUCUUCGAGUGGUAGGGUGCACGAGAGUGAUGUGCGGCCCACAGCCGAACAGGCAUGCAAGGAAUGCCGUCGCAGGAAGUCUAAAUGUGAUCGUAUGGUGCCAGUCUGUGCCUUGUGCCACAAGUUCAAGCGGCGAUGCAGCUAUGAAAAACAGACAAAGACACCGCUUACCCGGCGCUACCUUAACGAGGUCGAGAGUGAACUGGUGCGCACCAAGGCGCUGCUUCAGCAAUUCAUGAAAAACUCAAAGGAUGGUUCAAACGUGAACUUUGGGGCGCCAGCCGAAGAUAUAGGUCAAGUAUCUUGCGUGGUAGAUGCCGCCGGGUCUCAGCUCCUGAGCCAUCCGGAGUCAAGCGACCGGCGAACAAGGCCUCUGGGACCUCCGGCCAGUCCUGAAGUUCGCUCCGGACACCCAACCAGUCAAAGAGCAACCCAAGAGACCCGCACCGAUCAGCAACUUCAGUAUCGGUCAUCGGUCUCUGAAACCGGACCACAGACACUUUCCUGCCUAUCGCUGGAACCCCCUUCCUCUCCUACUAAUUUUGAGUGGGAUGAAAGAAAUGGGAACUCCAACGGCGAAAGGUUUGUCGAUGGCAUGGCCAGCUUGACGAGUGCAUCCCAUGAGGGGGGCUAUCUAGGGGUUGCGUCAGGUGCUGCAUUAUUGCGCGCUACUGAUGCCGGAAUCAGUGGAACAACCGAGGUUUCGGGUUUGGAACAACAGUCCUGCAUCCCAAACGAUCAACCUCCGCGUAUUCCGUUUGCGCUGAGUUCCCUGGGCCAGCUGGAACCAUUUGUGGACGCCUACUUCUCUCUUUUCCAUCGGUCGUACCCGAUCAUACAUGAGGCAACCUUUAGAGCUCAGCUCAUGGAAGUGAUUCCCCGACCAGCUGGCAACGCCUGGCAGGUUUUGUUAUUCAUAGUGUCCGCCAUGGGAAUGUGGACAACGGCAACACAACCGACCGAUGCUGACCUUGGGCUGUUUGAAGCUGCGAAAGCACGGCUUUCUAUCGAUAUGCUAGAAACUGGAAACUUGGUCCUGGUGCAAGCACUUACGAUAAUUUCGAAUUAUAUGCAAAAGAGAAAUAAGCCAAAUUCGGGAUACAAUUACACGGGCCUGGUGCGCCGCAUUGCGAUGGGUAUUGGUUUGCACAAAGAGUUUCCAAACUCAAAAGCUAGUUUGUUUACAACUGAGGUGAGACGACGGGUUUGGCACUGCCUUUACAUCUUUGACGUCGGUGCAAUUAUUACUUUCUCAAGACCAUUUGACUUUCCAGACGAUGGAAUCGACGUGGCCCUCCCAAUGAACAUCCAUGAUCCGGAUUUUACACAAGCAACCAAAUCCCUGCCGAUGUCUGCCGAGGAAACAACUGUGUACACUCAUAUGCGUGCCCAAGCCGCUUUCCACAUGGCGACUAGUAAGAUUUACUCUAAGAUAAUUUCAUCUCCAUUUCCUUCUGCAUCAGACUUGCUAGAUAUGGAUGAAAAGCUUAUCGGAUGCUGGCACUGUGACCUGCCUCCAUACUUCCGUGAAUCCGUUGUCCAAGAGCCCAGGUUCCGGUUAUGCCACUCAAUUUUACGAUGGAGAUAUCGGAACUUUCGAAUACUCAUGUACCGCCCGUUCCUGCUGAGCAGGCUUAUGGCACGUCCGGGACAAAGCACCACUCAGGACAACCAUGCCCAAGUCGAUGCCACCAUUCAGCGAUGCUUGGACGCAGCCCGCGAGUCUGUGGAGCUUAUAUCAAAUUUCUGGGCACAAGAGCAGCAUAAUAUGAUGGCCUGCUGGUACGGAUUAUACUUCUUGUUCCAAGCCAUCCUUAUUCCUGUAAUCUGUCUUCGCAAUGAUCCACAGGGACCGCUGGCGACUGGAUGGCGUGAGCAGAUCCAUCGAGCCAUGAGCACCCUUGAAUCUAUGGCACUACUCAACCCCACUGCAUACAGGUGCCUGUCGGUCAUUCGAAGCCGAUGCGGGACUUAUCUUGACACUUCGAGCGAGGGAUGGGGCCACCCGACGGAAGAGUCACCGCAAACACAAUUGGAACAUCUUUACCCAUUAAUGUGGCCAACGCUGGAGAUGGCCCAGCUUGAUGGGAUAGAUUCAGUUUUACAAGAGUCUACCAUUAUGGACUUCAUGAAUCAACUUCCGGACAUGUAA
This is a messenger RNA of Aspergillus welwitschiae, 2181 nucleotides long. RefSeq names its product Zn(II)2Cys6 transcription factor. The transcript is spliced from 5 exons. Lineage: Eukaryota; Fungi; Ascomycota; Eurotiomycetes; Eurotiales; Aspergillaceae. Gene Ontology annotation, molecular function: DNA-binding transcription factor activity, RNA polymerase II-specific; zinc ion binding; RNA polymerase II cis-regulatory region sequence-specific DNA binding. Gene Ontology annotation, biological process: positive regulation of transcription from RNA polymerase II promoter by galactose; DNA-templated transcription. Gene Ontology annotation, cellular component: nucleus. The record is from RefSeq and is a predicted model, not a curated record. Bases 1 to 2181 code for a protein of 726 amino acids.